CAGCACCGGGGACUUGGGGAAAAUGCUUCUGUUACACUAUCCCUGAAGCUUUCAGAGGAGACGGUUGUGCUAUGAAUGCAGACCUUACAGAGCAGGCCAGCAAGAUGCUUCGUACCCCCAAGUGCUCGCGGUGCCGGAACCAUGGCUUCCUGGUACCAGUCAAGGGCCACGCCGGCAAGUGCCGCUGGAAGCAGUGCACCUGUAAGAAGUGCUACUUGAUCACUGAGCGCCAGAGGAUCAUGGCUGCACAAAAGAUGCUCAAGAAGCAGGCCUCUGGAGAGGAGCAGGAGGUGGCCCUGUGCACACAGGGACCCCAGCUGGCCUCCGGGGGCGCGGCCGCCAACCCAGGCCCAAGCUUCUGCCCGCUGCCUCCGCUUGUCCCUUUGGGAGACGCGCAGCCGGGGCCUUCGGGCCAAGCGGCCGCCUGCUUCCCUGAGAGGCCCCCACGCGUCCGGAGCCCCAACCCGAGUGCCUUCCAGCUGGUUCUGGGCAGCCACAACGGUGGCCACGUAGGCCUGAGGGAACAAGCAGCCAGGGCCAGGCCCAGUUCUCCGGAGCCCCAGCUGGCAGCGGAGGCCGCCAGCCGGGGCAACCCCAGCUGCCUGGAGCUGCUCAGGCCGCCGCGGCCUGUGCCCAGCCGGCCGUUCACCGACUUCAGGCUCCCUCUGAGCAUCAACUCAGAUUCUGUGGUGGGGUCUGAGUGCCUGGAGAGAGAACCUCCCAAGCCGUACCCCAGCUGCUCCAGCAUAGAUCCCAGCUGCCGUUUUCCUCUGGGCUACCAGGAUGCGUCCCCAAGUGUGGGGAUCCCUCUGCAGCAGAGGUUCCAGCACCUGUCCUAUAGCCAGUACCAGGGAGGAGGCUCGGUGGCGGAACCCGUGGGAGACUUCCGGCAGAGCUACUACCCGCCGCUGGGGCAAGCGCCGCAGCCUCAGUUCCUCCCACCCGGCUUCCUCUCUGCGCUCCAGGUCCUCCUGCCGCCGCUGCCCCCGCCGCCUUCAGCAACCUUCUCGCUGACCAUCCUGUCUGACACGGACAAGGAGAACACCGAUGGCCAGGAUGUGAAGGGGCCGAGCGAGCCCAGCCAGCCAUCGUCCCAGGAGGAGUCCAACUAGGCCCAGGCCCUCAGGCCGGCAGCGUGGGGCCUUGGUGGGGGUGGGGGGGGGGCGCUUGCAGCAAUGAUUUUCUUAUCUCUAUUCAGUGAUAUGUAGGGAGGAAGGGUAGUGAUAAGCGCAAGAUGGCAGUUGAUUCCCAUUUCAAGAUAGGAGGAUAGAGUGUGGUUGCUAAGGUUCUCUCAAGCCUGAGACACAGGGCCUUGAAAAGGAACUCAGAGGUGAAGUCACCAGGGCGUGGCCAGAGCUCUGAGAUGUGGGAGACUGGCGGGAGCUCACAUUUCGGAAUGAAUUUAGCCAGCUCUGUGUUGAUUGCUGUUAAUCAGAUUCACCCCUAGAGGCGGCCUUUGAUUUCCUCAGGUCCUUCUCCAGGACGGAGGCACUGUCCUCCUUAGCCUCUGCUUCUGCCGCCUCUGUCUGGUCCCCAGCAGGAGGCAGCACAGACAUCAGGCGUCCAGCACAUCCAAGUGGAUAGCGGGAGCAGCCAGGACCAGGGUGCUAGACAGGUUCUGCUACAUCCUUUCUUACUGCUCUGUCCCCCAGGGUCAGCCUGGGCCCCUUCUCUAGGGGCUUUACUAUCAAAUAUAAGCAUUUUAGCCUCUGAGGUUGCUUCACUUUUUCCCCAUGAAGUUUAAGCCAUUAUGGCAUCAUUUCUGGUUAAAAAAAAAAACUAAUAAAGUUUGACUAUUUCAUGUUUUUAAAAUGAUUGCUAGCUUUAGAAAUUAAGCUUUUUGUAAGUUCUCAUGCAGUUCUCAGAGAAUAGGAUGGUGCUUCCAGAUUACCUGUGGAAUCAGUUUCUUCUCUGGGGACAGUUGACAUUUGAAAUAAAAUGAACAGUGGAAA
Bubalus bubalis (water buffalo) is the source of this 1952-nucleotide messenger RNA. RefSeq names its product DMRT like family B with proline rich C-terminal 1 (gene DMRTB1). The transcript has 4 exons. NCBI's taxonomy places the organism in Eukaryota, Metazoa, Chordata, Mammalia, Artiodactyla, Bovidae. Gene Ontology annotation, biological process: germ cell development; regulation of transcription by RNA polymerase II; sex differentiation. The record is from RefSeq and is a predicted model, not a curated record. Gene Ontology annotation, molecular function: DNA-binding transcription factor activity, RNA polymerase II-specific; RNA polymerase II cis-regulatory region sequence-specific DNA binding. Gene Ontology annotation, cellular component: nucleus. The coding region runs from base 72 to 1112 and encodes 346 amino acids.